GCCCCACCUCCUGGCCAGCCCCUCCCACACCCCAGCUCCUUCCAGGCCGGGAAGCGUGUCCUGUUCCAGAUCUCCGUCCAGCUGCCCCUUGUUCCCGGACUCCACCGAGUGGCGGUGGCAGACGGACGCCAUGACCUCCCGCCCGGAUCUCUCUCACCUCCUCCCGCCCCCCCGCUUGCGGCAGCUGGUCCGGGACUGGCUCCAAGAGGAUGCCCCGGCCUUCGACCCCGCUGGCUGCACAGUGGGAGAACGCCCGGAGCGCGCUGUGCUCCUCUGCAAGUCUCCCGGGGUGUUGGCUGGCUGCCCCUUCUUUGACGCCGUCUUUACCGAGCUGGGCUGCACCGUGGAGUGGUUCCAGCCCGAGGGGGCCUGGCUGGAGCCCGUGGCCCGCGUGGCCGAAGUCCGCGGCAAAGCCCGCCACCUGUUGCUCGGGGAGAGGACUGCUCUGAAUUGCCUGGGACGGUGCAGCGGGGUGGCCACGGCCACGGGACGGGCCUGCCGGCUGGCGCGGGAGGCCGGCUGGCGCGGGCAAGUGGCCGGGACGAGGAAGACCACGCCGGGUUUCAGGCUGGCCGAGAAGUACGCCCUGCUGGUGGGGGGAGCUUCGGGCCACCGCUACGGCUUGGGCAGUCUCGUCAUGCUGAAGGAUAACCACGUCUGGGCUGCGGGAGGAAUUGCCCGGGCUGUCCAGGAAGCCCAGCGGGUGGCUGGCUUUCAUCUGAAGCUGGAGGUGGAGUGUCGUUCGCUGGAAGAGGCCCUGGAAGCCGCAGAGGCCGGAUCUGACAUCGUCAUGCUGGAUAACUUCUCCCCGGAGGACUUGCAUCCCGCCGCCAGCGCGCUGAAAGCCGCCCACCCCCGGGUGAUGGUGGAAGCCAGCGGUGGGAUCUCGGAGGAGAAUAUCUCCCAGUUCUUCGGCCCGUGUAUAGACGUCCUUUCUCUGGGGUGCCUCACCCAGUCAGCCCGAGCCGUUGAUUUUUCCCUCAAAAUCUGUCGGGAGACACCGCUGCAGAGAGAUUUUGCCUUCUAAGACCAUAAGCCCCAAUUUUCAGGGCAGAGUGUGAAAUUUUAGCGCAGUGAAAUCAUGGGUCAGGGAAUUUCACAGAUUAACAGAUAAAAUUAUCUAGUUUCGUCCA
Chelonia mydas (Green sea turtle) is the source of this 1133-nucleotide messenger RNA. It is a transcript of the gene QPRT, whose product is annotated as quinolinate phosphoribosyltransferase. Gene Ontology annotation, cellular component: cytoplasm. Gene Ontology annotation, molecular function: nicotinate-nucleotide diphosphorylase (carboxylating) activity. The record is from RefSeq and is a predicted model, not a curated record. The transcript has 4 exons. Gene Ontology annotation, biological process: NAD+ biosynthetic process; quinolinate catabolic process. NCBI's taxonomy places the organism in Eukaryota, Metazoa, Chordata, Testudines, Cheloniidae. The coding region runs from base 131 to 1027 and encodes 298 amino acids.